AAGUCAGCUUAUUCUUAGAUUUCUGUGUGCGAGACCGAUUUGAAGUUCUUGAAAACAUUUCAAACAAUUGAAUAAAAUUAUUUUGUUGGCUUUUCUUUCGAAGACUUUUGCUGGUUAUCAAAAAAUUCCUGCUUUUCAUAAAAAUGGAGCCACCUAAAGACAAAUGGAAUUUGGUGCUAUUAAUAUUUAUUGUACACGGUAUUGGGACGUUAAUGCCAUGGAAUAUGUUCAUUACCGCUAAAAGCUAUUUUGUUGACUACAAGCUAGAAAAUGAUUCAAACUCAACGAGUGCUUCAAAUUAUGCAGCGAAUUUCCUCCAAUACAUGGGCUUCGCAGCGCAAAUUCCGAAUGUGGUAUUUAACUGGCUAAAUAUAUUCCUCAACUUGGGUGGAAAUUUGUCAAUACGAAUGGGGAUUAGCAUACUGGUGGAGUUGGUAUUAUUCGUGAUAACGGUUGUUAUGGCCAUGAUCGACUCGUCAAGCUGGCCGGGAGGCUUCUUUUGGAUAACAAUGGCUAGUGUGGUUAUCUUAAAUAUUGCUGCGGCUGUUUAUCAGAAUACCAUAUACGGAAUGGUUGCAACGUUCCCCUUUCGAUACACUGGCGGCGUUAUAUUGGGGUGCAAUAUAUGCGGCCUCUUCGUAUCUUUAAUAAGCAUUGCGAGCAAUUACAUAUUUUCUACAAUAAGGACAGCAGCAAUCUAUUACUUCAUAACAGCGAUGGUGGUUUUACUGCUGUGCUUCGACACGUUUUUUGCAUUGCCACUAAACAAAUUCUUCAUAUACAACCAACUUUCAAGAAAAAAAGACGACGAUGAAGGUGUAAAAAACUCGGAAAUACCAUAUUGGACUAUCUUUAAAACAGCAUCCAUGCAACUGUACAAUGUUUUCAUGCUUUUCUUCGUAACAUUAGCAGUUUUUCCUGCUGUGCAUUCCGAUAUCAAGGUCUCAUCGCCGGACUUCUUCAUAAAAGAUCCUAUUAUGUUUAUUCAGUAUACGUGUUUUUUAACUUUUAACCUAUUUGCAAUGCUUGGAAGUUUGACAUCGUAUUGGAUUCAAUGGCCUGGACCAAAAUAUUUGAUCAUAGCUGUUUCUUCACGCUUGGUGUUUUUACCGCUAUUCCUGUUCUGUAAUUAUUUGCCCCUCAAUGUUGAGAGGCACCUGCCAGUUCUUAUAGGCAAUGAUUGGGUUUACUGGAUAAUCGCCGUCAUAAUGUCUUAUACCUCUGGUUAUUUCAGUGCUUUGGCGAUGAUGUAUGCACCACAGACUGUUGAGCCAAAAUACCAAGUCAAAGCUGGAAUGUUUGCUGGGGCAAUGCUCAUAAGUGGAAUAUUCUGCGGUAUUUUAUUUUCAUUCUUGACUCCUUACUUAGUUUAAAAUAUAACAUUUGUAUGAAAAUCCUAAGUGAAAA
Molecule: messenger RNA, 1407 nt
Organism: Anastrepha obliqua
Lineage: Eukaryota; Metazoa; Arthropoda; Insecta; Diptera; Tephritidae
Product: equilibrative nucleoside transporter 1-like
Exons: 1
Coding region: 144-1373 (409 amino acids)
Biological process (GO): nucleoside transmembrane transport
Cellular component (GO): plasma membrane
Molecular function (GO): nucleoside transmembrane transporter activity
Source: RefSeq, a predicted model, not a curated record